AUGGAGAAUGACAGUAGUGAAAAUUUCUUUUUGCCGGCUCUGCUUUGUGGUGUAAUUGCUUUGCAUCCAGAAGACCCGCUUACAUUUUUAGAAGAAAAGCUCAGAGAAAUAAUGUAAAAGGGAAUAGAUUCUGUAUUAUGGUAUUUAUGUACCAAAGCAUGAAACUUUUACAGCAGAAACUUAAUGAAGCUGUAUUUUGGAGGAUGGAUAAAAUACAAUCUGCUGAGAAAGAACAAGAAAAAGGCAGAGCAGAAGAUGGCUCUAGCAGUCCAUUAUAACGUCCAAAUCUUAAUAAUUAUACAGAAGUGGAGCAUGUGGGUUCAGAUUCAGAAGGAGAAGAUGGCAUUCUCUCUCUCUCUUUUAAUUUUGAAAAGGAGCUUUCCCAGUUUGCAGUAUCUGAGUUUAGCUCCCUGCAGAAAAUUCACAGACAAAGGUUUACAGUACCUGGGCUCUGGAACAGGAUGUCACAAGCUCAUCUGUUUGGACCUGAAAUUGCAUUCAGGUUUGUACUUCACGUCUUUCUUUCAUUCUGUGAAGAAGAGAAUCCUUUAUAUGACUGGCUGCAUCCUGCAUUCAUGGUAUACUGAAGCAGAACAAGCACUGCAGCAGGCUUCCAGGGUUUUGAAUUACAUGACUACAGCUGCUCUGGUUUAAAAAUGUUGACAGAUAAUGCCUGUUGUGUUUCUUGACUCUCCACAUCUUUCUGAUCCAACUUUUAAAGCCCUUGCUGAAUGUAAACUCGUUAAGGUCAGGACUGAGGGAAAUGACCAAAUUACUGAUUUGCAUUUCAAGUUGAUAAGUAAAUGCUGCACAUACAUCAGGCUUAUUCAUAUUGCUCGUUGCCAGAAGACAGAUGUUGGUCUUAAGAUGAUUUCACAACUGAAGUAUAUUCAUGCCCUGAGUGUAGCAGACAGCUUAUUGCACCCAGUUUCUGCAAAACAUUCUAAAAGAAUUUUAGUAAAGUUAAUUAUGCUCAUCCAACUGACCUACCUUAAUCUACGUCACUGUGAAAAUGUUACUGAUGCUGGAAUUGAAGCUUUGGGAAAUAUGUCGUCACUGAUGUCCAUUGAUAUCUCUGCAACCAACAUCUCAGAUAUGGGGUUGAGAGCCCUUGGUUGCUGUGGAAAAAUAAAGCAACUUUCUCUAUCAGAAUGCAAAAAUGUCAGUGAUACUGGGAUUCAGGAGUUCUGCAAGGGCACAAAACACCUAGAAUAUUGUCACGUCUUCAGUUGCCCUCAGCUGACAGACGAAGCUGUGAAAUAUUUGGCAUUUUACUGUCACAGACUAGCAUCUGUCAGCACAGCUUGUUGUCCAAAGAUGACUGACACCUAUAUACAAUACUUGGCCACAGCCUGCCUUUAUCUCCACUUCUUGGAUGUUUCGGGUUGCAUUAAUCACAAAGCACUGAAAUGUCUUUGGAAAGAGUGUAAGCAACUCCAGACUCUCAAGAUGCUGUACUGUAGAAAUAUUACCAAGCAAGCUGCCUUGAAAUAUACAGCCAAAUUGGAGAAAGAAGAAUAUAACGAUGCUGAUCCUCCUGCCUGGCUUGGGUAUGGCAGGGGUGGUAAACCUUCACCAAAAAACACAAGUCAGAGCCUGACUAAACAAACUCUUCAAAAUGAAAAAUGAAGAAAUCGUGCAACACCUACAGCUCAAGAACCCUGGAUGUCACUGCGUGGGGGACUGUAGCGUGCUGACCUCUUCACUCAGUGUGAAAGUGGGAGCCUUGAAGCAAGCAUCUACUUGUAGAAGAAAAUUCUCAUAUAUCAACUUUAAGAAGAGAUUGUUGAGAACGAAGGGACAAGUGCUUGGCUGCAGAAAGAAUAAGUGUCCCUAUGGGUUAAGGUAAAGAGAAGGAGAAGCAGGAAGCUUCUCCCUUGCCAUGUCAAAGAAACAUUACUGACUUACUUGGCAAAGAAAGCCAAAGAGCUAUUUUCAGAAGAGUAAGAGAAGGAACAAAGCACGUGCCAAAACCAAAUAAUUUGUCUCCCUUCAGGUUUGUUGCUUCUUAUAGAGCAGAGGAGAAAAGAGCAGGAGAAUCUGAUCAUUGGUUAUAUUAUGAGAGAAAACACUCAACAAAGCUAAAUGCCUGCUGUAAGAUGAAGACAAGCCACUUCAGCCCAGCACUAGUUUAGCUGAAUUGCAUCCUGCAGAAAAUUCCUCUCAGGGUCUAUUUUCCAUUUACCUGUAUUCUGAUAGUUUUACAUCUACAUUUAAUAGUUUUUUUGCACAAUGCUGUAACCUCUUAAAAACAACUAUGAUCAAUGGCCAAAUGCUGGUGCCUUUGCAUAACCGUUGCUGAUUUUGGCUUUGAGAUCCGUAUGUUUGAGGGUAUAUUUGGAGCCGCUUUUGGCCUAAACUGCCAGGAUCAUUUAUAUACAGUAUGGUAGGCUGAAAAAUUGCUUCCACUUCAGCGAUGCCUGCGCUACAUAAACACUGACUGGAUCAUGAACCCAGAGAAGCCAUUCAUCUGUGUAUAUUUGAAACACUAAUCUUAUCUUUAGCAUUGCCAGAGCAGCAAGAUGACCGGCCAGUGGUCCUCAUUCACUGGGAAUUGUGUUGCUUUAGUGCCGACGCUGUUCAUUACCUAGAGCCUGACUGGAAUCUGGGGCCCUUCUGCAGGUUACCAGCCUGAAGAGUUUUAACCAUUGUUUUCAAAAAUCUGUAUUUAAUUACCACUAAUAAACUUGGAUGCUAGUUACUGUUCAAGGCAGGAAGAGAUAUGCCUAUACAUUUCAAGACUAUUGCAUACAUGCAGGUUACAUAUUAAGAUUAUGUACAUACACUUCUAACAUUUCCUAACUUUGAGGAUUUAAGAAUUACCAUUUUAAAUGGGGGAAGAAAAGAAGUUUUGCACAUAUUCUCAUAGCUUUAAAACAAAGAAAAACUCAAAGCCUCACCCAAUCUGUUAUCAUUAUCAGGUCAUACCGACAUAACACUUCCACAAACAAAGCUGAAGCCUUCAGACACAUUACAUUAACAGUGCCUCUUGAGCAAACUGAGUAAUUGCUAACACUAACAGCCUUAAAUUCUGGAUGGACAGGUCUGGAGAAAGGAGAGAAAUACACACCCUGACAAUGAACUGUAGGGCUGUUUUCUGUAGAUGGAAACAGCAAGACUUGGGGUUUGCAUGUUCAAUUUUAAAUGCAUUAGAAUAAUGUUUCCAGGAACCACAAGCUCCUUUCCAUGUACUCUAUUCCUCCAUAUUCCAACAACUUCUGCUCUUCUCCUAGCUAUCUCCCACCCAUCACUUCUCAGACUAACCCGCUCUGUUUAACACUUAUACCAUACAUUUAUAAAUAUGCCACAUACACCUUUUAAUUCACCCUCCCACCCAACGGAGAUGCACGAUGAACAAUUUUCAUUGUAUUUUAAUAGACAUUCCCUGGCGAUUUAUUAUAUGUGAUUGCUUAAGCCAACAAAGCAAUGGGUCAAAUUCAGCCUUCCCACAAAUUCACUGGAAUAAUGCUGAGGGUGAAUUUGGCUCUAAGAUUUUUGUCAGAGAAGCAGUUGUUUGUAUUUGCAAAUCAUUUACCAAACAAAACAAAAGAGCCAUGUAGUAACAUGGAGAGUUCAAUGGCACAAGCAGAUGUGUGAAGCUGAAACAGAUGCAACAGGAAGAGGCCAAGAGCAAUAAACUCAAACGAAAGUGUAGAUGUCUUUGACUAAGGCCAGACAGACAUUUAAUGGUAGCCAAGAUUAGUA
This is a messenger RNA of Cygnus olor (mute swan), 3705 nucleotides long. RefSeq names its product F-box and leucine rich repeat protein 13 (gene FBXL13). The record is from RefSeq and is a predicted model, not a curated record. Gene Ontology annotation, cellular component: SCF ubiquitin ligase complex. NCBI's taxonomy places the organism in Eukaryota, Metazoa, Chordata, Aves, Anseriformes, Anatidae. Gene Ontology annotation, molecular function: protein binding. Gene Ontology annotation, biological process: SCF-dependent proteasomal ubiquitin-dependent protein catabolic process.